This is a messenger RNA of Chenopodium quinoa (quinoa), 2441 nucleotides long. Its product is annotated as F-box/LRR-repeat protein At4g14103-like. NCBI's taxonomy places the organism in Eukaryota, Viridiplantae, Streptophyta, Magnoliopsida, Caryophyllales, Amaranthaceae. Gene Ontology annotation, molecular function: protein binding. The coding region runs from base 750 to 2093 and encodes 447 amino acids. The transcript has 4 exons. The record is from RefSeq and is a predicted model, not a curated record.
UGUGGGAUUAUUUUUAUGACUUAUGGCGAAUUUCUUUGGUUUCUUUUGGUGUUUUGUUAAUUUACUUUUUAAUGUUUUGAGUAUGUGGCAUGAACUUUUGUGAAAAUGGGUCUCUUUUGUAAAAAAAAAAAAAAAAAGGGUUACUUUUGUGAAAAUAUGGGUCACUUUUGUAAUAAAAAUGGUCACUUUUGUAAAGAAAAUGGUCACUUUUAUAAGGAAAAAGGGUCACUUUUCGCAAAAAUAUUCGAUGUACAAUAAAAUUAUUGUAAAUUGGGGGCAUGCAAAAAGAGUUGUAAUAUUCCUAUAUCCUACUUAUAACUUUAUAAGUGCAAUUUUGGAAUUUAAGUACUACUCGUAUUAUCUUGUCAAAAAAGUACUACUCGUAUUAGGGACUGGGGCCACUGGGCCAGGUGUGCUACUUAAGUCGAAUCUGGAUAUAAUCCAAGCUUAAAAUCUGGGGAAUCGGGUGGAUAUCCAUAAAAAAAAAUAAUAUUAGGGACUGGGAGGAGCCGUGGAGAGCAAGUACUGUCGUAGAGUAGAUGUUUAGAGUGUAGGCUUUGACUUUAGUCACUUUGCUGUCAGAACAUGCUUGAACCCUCUGUUCAUUUAAUUUCAUAAAAAAAAAAAAAAAAAAAAAAAAAAACAUAAAAUAAAAACAAAACGGAGUACAGUAUAUGAAAAGGUGGAGAGAGACUGAGUUAAAAGUGUUUUAAGCUUAUGCUGUUCAUCUUUCAGAAGAAAGCUAGCUUAUGGGAAAUUCACCCAUAGAUGAAGGGGUUGACAGGAUCAGUGGUUUACCAGACAAUAUUCUCGGGCACAUACUCUCUUUUCUUCCAACAAAGAAUGCAGUCGGAACUAGUGUUUUAUCACACAGAUGGAAGUAUCUUUUUACUCUAAUAACCAACUUUGAUUUCGAUGAGAGAGACUUGUUUUCUUCUAGAGGUGGCUUUCGUUCUCAGUAUUCGAAUGGGUCUGGCACAUUCAAGAUUUUGGUGAAUCGAACUCUGAUGCUCUGCAAGGCCACAAAGAUCAACAAAUUUCGCGUUAAAUGUGCUAGGGAUUCUGACUGCUCAAAUGUUAAUAGUUGGAUAGAGUUUGCAUUACUUAGAGGUGUUUCAGAGCUCAGUGUCUCCACACAUCAGUUUGAGUCAAGUGCACUUCCACGACAACUUUUCUUCUGUGAAACACUGGUGGUGCUGAAGUUAAGUGGAAGAUUCGAGAUAAAAUUACAUGAAUCUCACAUUUUGCCUCAUCUGAAGUUCCUGCAACUCAAGUCAAGUUCUGUCAAAUUUGCGGAUAACUGCUCUUUGAACAGGCUGAUUUCUGGCUGUCCAAUGCUGGAGGACAUGGUCCUUAAAGGAAGUUGGGAAGAUUUCUCAACUAUAAACAUUUCAUCUCCUACUCUGAGAAGUUUGACCUUGAAUUUCAGAGAAGUAUUUAUGGAUGGCAAACAUAGAACUAAUGUUGUGCUUGAUCUUCCAAAUCUGCUUCAUUUUAAGUAUGUGGAUUACUUGGCAAUACAUUACAGCAUGAAUUUCAAUUCUCUUGUGGAUGCUCGUAUUGACAUAUCGUUGGACUUAGAAAACUUGUUGGAAGUAUCCGAGGUUUUCUGUGAUUCUAUGAUAGAACUCUUACAUGGAGUCUCUAGUGCUGAGCAUUUAUACCUCGAUGGAAAAUGCAUGGAGGCUCUGAGUUGUGGUGAUCAAUUUAAGCUUCCAACCUUCAAUAGGCUUAUUUGCUUAAUCAUAGAUUGGAUUGGAUAUGCUAACUGGAGACGUGUCCUGCCUGAGUUUCUGCACAGCUCACCCGUGCUUGAUUGUCUUGUCUUUCCCGGGGGACUCCUACAUCGUGCAGAUGAUGAUGACUAUGAUGACAAAUACUUCUGGGGCAGAUUGCGAAAACCACCUCCUUGUCUUUCCACUCACCUCAAGAUUAUUUUCAUAGAUAAAUUUCAUGGCGAGUUUGAUGAAGAGCUGAAGAUAGCAAAGUAUCUUAUACGGAAGGGGAAGGUUCUAACAAAGCUGAUGUUAGGCUUGAGAAUGAAAUCAGAGAAAGGAUGUAAGGAAAUACAGAAGUUGAUGAAGGAAGGUUAGCCUCCGGGGAAUGCUCACUUGUUGUUGUAACAGACGACUAGUCUUUGUAGUUCCUCCAUUGUUGUUGGUUCGUCUUUUUUUUUUUUGUCAACAGCAGCUUCAGUUAGUUACCAAGUGCAGGUGCUAUAAUGAUCUGAUGACUAAUAUUUUGAGUUCUUGCAUCCGAUGCAGGUGAACCUGAGUUUCCAUUAGUAUGGAUGCUUAUUUUGAACUUUAGACAAAUUUGUAUUUCUUAUUGUAUGCUGUUGGUUUUAUGAACUUCUGUGUCUAGCUAGAGGCGAGCCUUAGUCUUUCGAGUCUGCUGCUAACUAAUGAUAUAUUGAUAUGAAUGUCCUAUGACUUUUGACA